Molecule: messenger RNA, 912 nt
Organism: Chanos chanos (milkfish)
Lineage: Eukaryota; Metazoa; Chordata; Actinopteri; Gonorynchiformes; Chanidae
Product: beta-1,3-galactosyltransferase 2-like
Exons: 1
Coding region: 1-912 (303 amino acids)
Biological process (GO): protein O-linked glycosylation
Cellular component (GO): Golgi membrane
Molecular function (GO): N-acetyl-beta-D-glucosaminide beta-(1,3)-galactosyltransferase activity
Source: RefSeq, a predicted model, not a curated record
AUGUUACUCCUCUUCCUCUACAACAAAGACGUCUUUGCGAGGGACAAGGAUGUUACCCCUGUCUUUGAGGGAAAUCCUGGGCCUUAUCACGUUGCUUAUCCGAGGAACUAUAAAUUCAUUCAAGAUCAAUCUCGGAUCUGCUAUGACCACAAUCCAUUCCUGGUAGUGAUAGUCCCAGUGGCCCCACAUAACCAGGAGGCUCGAGAUACCAUCAGAAAAACCUGGGGAAAUGAUAGUCUGGUUCAGGAGAAGAAAUUUUUGGUGCUUUUCUUGCUGGGCCUCCCAUCUGGAGCCAAUACUGAGAAGAUGCAGGAAAUGCUUAGUUUGGAAAACCAGAGGCACCAGGACCUGAUUCAGGCCAACUUCACCGACUCCUACAGGAACCUGACUAUCAAAACCAUGAUGAUGCUAGAGUGGUUGGCGUCCUACUGCGAUCAGGCCCUCUACGCCGUUAAGGUCGAUUCUGACAUUCUCCUGAAUUUAAGGAACCUGGUCAAAAUACUGCCGAAGGUGCCGAAGGACUACAUGACUGGGUUGGUAUGGUGGCACAGCGUGGUCCUACGAGAUCCCUCAAAUAAGUUUUACCUGCCCUAUGAUGUUUACCAAAAGCCUGAGUAUCCUCCUUAUCCACUAGGCAUGUGCUAUGUCAUCUCCUUAGACCUACCAGCAAAACUUUUAAAGGCAUCAAGACAAAUUAAACCAAUUUACAUAGAGGACGCUUAUUUAGGCAUGUGUCUUGAAAAAUUGGGUGUUAAACCCACAAACUCGCCAAAUCCGACGGAUUUUGUGGUUGUUCCACCUGACAAUUACGAUAGAUGUUUCUAUGCUUCUACCAUAGCCAUAAUGACAAAGAGUUCUGCAGAGCUUACAAAGUUUUGGACGGACCUUAACAGGUUUGGCUAUAUGUGCUGA